This is a messenger RNA of Pseudopodoces humilis (Tibetan ground-tit), 7879 nucleotides long. RefSeq names its product FA complementation group B (gene FANCB). Gene Ontology annotation, cellular component: Fanconi anaemia nuclear complex. Gene Ontology annotation, biological process: negative regulation of double-strand break repair via homologous recombination; replication-born double-strand break repair via sister chromatid exchange; positive regulation of double-strand break repair via homologous recombination. The record is from RefSeq and is a predicted model, not a curated record. Lineage: Eukaryota; Metazoa; Chordata; Aves; Passeriformes; Paridae.
CCGCGGUACGGGCCCGCCGGGAGAGGGGCACCGACCGUCCCGUCCGGCCGGGAACCGCGGUACGGGCCCGCAGGGAGAGGGGCACCGACCGUCCCGUCCGGCCGGGAACCGCGGUACGGGCCCGCAGGGAGAGGGGCACCGACUGUCCCGUCCGGCCGGGAACCGCGGUACGGGCCCGCCGGGAGCAGCGGAGCCCGCGGUCACUGCCGAACCCUCAAGUCGGGUGAAACUUGAUGGAAAAUGUCCAGAAAGGUUAAAAUUUCCAUAAAGCAGUAAGCCUGAAAGAAAUAGGCACACAUAGGAUGUUCUUAUAGAGGAAUAUACCUAAAGAUAAAUCAAGAUGCUUCUGAGUGAGCAAGAUCAAUUCUUGUCCUACAAUGGUGAAGUUCUUGUAUUUCAGUUGUCAAAAACAAAGCAUGCAGAGGAAGCAGAUGAUAAAACAAUGAAUUUAUGUGUCAGAAGGAUGGAAUUCAACAGACACACUAAACUGUUUGUUCAGAAGUCUUCUGGAGUAUUCAGCAUGGGAGCCAGUCACUCAAAAAUUGAAAUUAUUUGUUGUAGCUGCACAACAGAUUCCAGAACUGGGAUUAUUCUUCCCUGCAUUUUGAUGAAGAAGAAAAAACAGAACAGUGUCAAAUACUUUUUAUUGUUGCUUCACAGUUCAAACCAAUUUGAGCCAUCCUUUUAUUUUAAAUUGGAUUAUGAGCUGAAAGAAGACAUCAGGUUGUUUGCUGGCCCAUCAUUGUUGUGGAGACAUGCCAACAAGCUGUUCUACAUCUCUUCCAACACCCACGUGGUUCAAAGUGCUCCUGUUCAGCUUUCUUCUGUAGUGUGGACAGGUGAAAUUAUGGGUGAAGGCACUGUUGUCUUAGGGAUAAGAACUGCUUGCCUGCCAGAGACUGAAGAUCCAGAUGGGUUUUCUGUUUCAGACAGAGCCAUCUGGGGUAGUGAGUUCUUUGGAUACGCAGUUCAAACACAGAAAAUGCUGCCUGGCACGUGCUUCAUGCCUCAUGCUUACAGUAGAGUGGUGUCUUCUGUCUGUGUCUGCAAGAGUGAGAGUUUGAAGAAACAGCUCCGGAUCUCGCUUGUUGCCAUAACCCACAAGAACCAGCUUAUUUGGUUCCAAAAUGGUGUCCCUAAAGGUGUUUGUGAGCUUCCUUAUGAAAAGCCAUGUUCAGUAAAAACAGCUCUAACCAGUAGCAAUGAUUUGCUAUUUGUUGUGGCUUUUGCCUCUGGAAAUAGCUGUGUUGUACAGAGGAGAGACAGCUUACAGGUGGCUUCCAAAUGGCAAAAAGUGAAGUGUGUUCUGGUGGAUGAUUUUAUUGGCUCUGGAAGUGAGCAGCUGUUACUGCUUUUUAAGGAUGACUCCAAUACAGACGUGUUAAGUACAUUCAAAAUAACAGAUUUUGGGGAGGUCAACUAUGCAAGUGGUAUCAAUUAUAAACAAGAUGUUCCUGCUGCAGAAGGAUUGCAAGAGAAUGGUUUGCUUACUGUCAGAGCCCUUGAAACAAGAUUACAGGCUGGUUGGACUUCUGUUCGAGAGCUACAGCACCAUUUAGGACUCCAAAAGAGAGUUAUUCUUGAGUCUUGCAGAGCAUUAAUAGAUCUUGUUGAAGAAAGAACCCAUAUUCUACCAAACUCAAAAGAGGAAGGUCUUGUCUCUCUCUGGGAUGAUGUAGAAAAUCCUUCUGAUUCUCUAAGUAAAGAGACAUCAUUGGCGUCUAAAGUCCCAGAGCACUUCACAGAGGAAUUGUGGCUGCGUGUUGUGGGUGACAGCCUGGUAGUUGGAGUAAAACUAACUGAAUCAUUUUACUUGUCACUGAGUGAUGUCAGUUUAUCUUUAGUGAUGGAUCAAGACUUCUCUUCGAUUUCUCCAAUUAUCAAGUGCCAAAGUAAGAUCAUUAAGCUGAACAAAGCCUUCUCAGCAUUGACAGUCUCCUCAAGUCAAAUUGAACCUCCUCCAAAAAAGAUGAAAUUGGACUUGCGUAGCAGCAAUGAUGUGAAAAAAGAGUUUCCUAAGAGAUCUUCAAGGAUUCAGCUGGAUGAAGCCAAGACAGUCACUGCUGUCACCAGCCUUUCACCACUAUUGGCAUUUCAUCGUGUGUGCUGCGUAGUUCUUCUGCAUGCCAGGAAGCAAAGCCAUCAGAAUGAUACUUUACAGCAGAGCAAAAAGAUUACUGUACUCUGUGGGAAAAUUUUGUUAACUCUAGAAGAUAUUUCAAAUGGCAGAUAUUCAGUAAAGAUGCCAAGGGAUAAUAGUUACUGUACAGGUUCCAUGGAAGAUAUACUUGCUGUCCUUGCAGUGUCUGUCAGAUUUUCCUUUCAGAUUGAGUCUUGUGACUACACUUUGACUCCAGUUAGUUCGUGGUUACUGGGAGAAAUGGAGUGCACACCAUUGAAGGGAUGCCAGGACAACAUAUUCUGUCAUAAAGCAGGAAAUGUCUAUGGUACAAUUUUUAAUUGGGCCCUGAAAAAUCCAUUUGAAGGAGUUCUAACAAUAUUUUGCAGAAAUCUGACUGUCUUGUUCCAGUGCCUUCAUAGCCUUACUCGAGUUCUCCCUCCAAGCUGUGGUGUAAAACUCCUGAGAUCUGGAAGCAAAGGAGCACUUACUGAGCAGUUAGCACUGGCUCUGGAAAAGGAAAUGCUCACCUUGAAGAAUUCUCUUUCCUUAAAAAAGGCUGAAAACAGCUUGACAUGGGGGAAUGAGUCUGGCAAGAAAAUCAAUAAUGCUCCUCUGGCUUCUUUACUGGACACCGAGGAAGGAGUCCAGCAAUUCAGAAAGAAGCUUCAGAAUGAGCGGGAGGAGUGUGUGCGAAGCAUGAACCAAACAAUGAAUGGUGCCCUCUACCAAAAAAUUGCUUUGAAAAUAGCAGAAGCUCAGCUCAGUUCAGAUAUGAUUGUGUGGAGACUGGCCAAGUCUUAGAAACUCUUGACUAAAUUUAUUUUGAAAAAAAAUUUAAGUUAUACCAUUAAAUAAUAUAAAUAUUUUUAUGGGUACUUCUACUGCUUUGUAUUUUAUAGCAUUUCUGUGUUGUUUCUACAGAUAAAUAGUGGUAUUUUAAUUGAUGACUGUUGGAAGAAUUUAAUAUUAGAAAUUGAGUCAUUAUUUUGUUACAUAUUUUAAAAAUAUUUUUAAGGUAUUUUCUAAUAAUUCCUACUCCAAAAUCAUAAUUCUUGGUCUAUAAAAGAACUUUUUAGGAAAAAAACCUAAUAAGUGUGUACUCUUUAAAAUAGUUCUAUUGAAUUUGAAAGAUGACUGUAAAUGUAAACAUUUUUUAGAAAUCUUAAAACAGGUAUAGAAAGGAUAUAAACUAUACAACCAAUUAUAAUUCAUAAUUUGAGUGUGGAGUUCAACAAAUUCAAAGAGGCAAAUUAUCUUCAUGAUAUGUCAAACAUUUUGAAUAACUUCUAGUGAUACCACUUGAGGAACAAAGCUCUAUACAUUUCAGCCCUGUCUUCUAGAGUCCACCCUCAGAUUUAUGGAGUAUUUAUUGGAGGUGGAGAACCCGAUCAGAACUCUUAACCAGAUUACAAGAACUCAUGAAGAUUCACUGCAUAAUAAAGCUGCUUCAGGUUUGAGAGGUCCAUUCCCAAUUUAAUGGUAGGGCUAAUCUCACUGGUAAGUCCUGGAGGAAACUGUCCUUCCUUGGAUGUUAGCCUAGCUUCAGUGUCAGAAGAUUGCUCAAUCCCAGAGUCAGAUGAUUAUCUAGAUGAUGCUAGCUGCUCAGUGGUUUUGGCCUGUCUCAAGUACUUUAAAUAAUAUUGGGCAACUCUUAUUAUUAUUCCUCUUUUUGCUGGCUUGAGGAAGAUCCUGCUUAUGUUUCUAGGAAAAGAAUGGCCUGUAUUGCUUGCUGAGAUAGUAAUUUUUUAAUCAGUUUUUUCCCACUAGCUUCAUAAGGGGCAGAAAGGUUAGAAAAUCCCAAAUCACAGUAAUUUGCCUCCUUUUAUCUCUGCUUUAUAUAAGUGAAACAUUCUUAUUGCUUGUCAUAAUUUUUCUGAAGUUGUCAGGAUUUUGCUUUUCAUUUUCUCUGCAAACAGAGUUAAUAGUUGACAUCUCCAGCGUCUCUUUCAAUAAAAGUCUGGCAGGAAAAGUGGAAGAUAUUUAUUGACUCAAAGGAAUACUGAUGUUUCAGAAUAAUUUUUUUGUCUCAUCAGAAAGCUCAGCUUCUGUAUGUAUGUCCUCUAGAAGCAGUAAGUGGUGAUAUUUUUCAGGCUGAGGUAUCUUCUCAUUCUGGCAACAGGAGUGAACUGAUGUACAUUAAAUGCAAAACACUGCCUAGAAAACCAGUAAAUGAGAGAACUGUGCUUCGUAACCUUAACCCAGUUUAGUGAUAUAGCUUCCCUUCUGAUAUACUCAAAGUAUUAAAUUACUCCUUUUUAGCUACAGAGAAGGGAAAUCCUCCAUUAAGAUGUCAAAAAUGUCUUAAGAAAUUGUCAUUUGAAUCUCAGUAUUUACUGGAUGAGAAAGUUGAGGGUUUUUUACAAUUCUUUGUUAAGCCAGAGUCAGACAAUAGUCAAAGCUUAAGAACAAAUUGUUAGGCAGUCAGUUGUCACUGGAAUUUCUAGAAGUUCCUGAUUAUAAACACUUAUAUGAAGCAAAGAAUCUCAAGGUGCAAUCCUGUAGCUUGCAGCUAAGGACAAGUCCUUGCUGAGCCAUCUGAGCAGAAGCCUUCAGAGCAACAAAGCUACUGUUCAGCUCAGGGCCCUUGAAGGAGAUUUUGCAAAUCAGUGUAAACCACUCCAGCAGUUGAUUUCUGUCAGCAUAUUAGUCUACUCUCGUGUUGUAACUAACCAUCAUUGGUCUGUCUGUCUUUAAAGAGAAACUUCAUUUGUGUUUAUAUCCCUUCAUUGAAGUAAUAGAGUGGGACAAAUGAAGAAAAGCUGCUAAGCACAAAUGUUGCCAGUUUCUAAUUCCAUGGAGUUGUUACUUUAAAGAACCAAGCAGUGAAAUCACAGCAGUAGAAGUGAGAUUAUUAGAGUAGAAUAGUAACAACAUGUUCCUACUAAAGAGACUUUCCUGAGGCAUGAAUGCUUAUUUUGUAAAUCAUCAGAUGAGGUCAUUAAACACUUUCUUAACAGCUCUAAGAUUCCUGGGAGCAGUUCCUCAACUGACUAGUAAUGCAUAAUAGCAUGGUACAACUUUCAGUGGUAGUGACGCAAUUGCUAAGCAUACUGCGUAUGUGCCAAAAUCUAAAGGUUUCUGCUGAUAUGUGUGGGUUUUGGCCAGGAAUAAUGGGAAAAUGCAGCAGGGCAUUAACAAAGAUUCAGGCUCUCUAGAACCUCAUCUUCAAGUGGCAGCAGCAGGCAUUUUGUUUAGAGGUAUUUGCCUUUCAGAAGUAAAAGCAACCAAAGGUGUUAAUGUACUUAUUUGGUCUCUCGUGAUGAUUAACAUUUGCACAUGCUGGUGCUCAAAUGAGAAGUCUACAUUGUAUGGACUAGAAAAAUAGUUAAGUUGGCUAACCAUGUUUCUGUCAUGAGCUGUUGGAGUCACAUUUUCUGGACCUCCAAGAAAGUCUUGGAAGUGAGAUCUUGCAUAACGUGGGUUUUGCAAGUACUUUUUUUAACAAAUCAUUUGAGAAAUUAAAUCAGUGGCAGCAGCAGUCCUAGUUCUGGGGGGAAUUGGUAUUGCCAAGAAUAACUGAUAAAAUAGUUGGAUGUUUGAUUCCAUAAAUAAAUUCCCCUUUCCAUGAUAGUAGAUCAAGUUGGGAAACAUACACCUCCCAAGGAAUUGAAGGUUUUUUGCUACUAAAGCCAUUACUAAUAGCAGAUAGCUAUUCACACCACCCAUUCACUAAGUCUAACACUCCUGACUACUCUGUACGGAUAGUCAUUACACUGGGAGGUCAGUCCCCACGCUGGGACCCCUGGCUCCUACAAGGUUACAAAUUCCUUUGAAGAGCUCUUCACUUCAUCAGGUGUGUAUGUGUAAUCCUGUAGGGUUUUUUGUUUGCAUGUAGCAACCACUACCUGUUUGUGCAUGAUCCAAGUUAACGCAAACCAUGGUUGGUACUAAUGUGUGUGGUGGCUUCGUACGCAGCCAGCAGGCUCCUGCUGUUCUGAAUUUAUCAGUUCUGGUGGAUUUAACAGAACAACUGGUCUCCAGAGCUUACGAGUCCUGGGAGAUUUUCACAUGCUGCUUCUCAGCAUGUAAUAAUCUCCUCAGUCUGGUGCUUGCUGGUAAACAUUCCUCCCUCCUGAGCUGGAGAACCCUGUCACAUAAACUCAAACAAAGGGGCCUUUGAUAAGGCACUAAAAUUAUGCGCAGGAUCAGCUUGUCUGGACCCCAGUAGUCCUGAUUUCUGGAAACCAGCAGAUGUCAGUGGUAUCUAUAGGAAUGGUUCAAGUCUUCUGGCCAUGGCAGUGUUCUGUGUGCAGAUAUUUACUUUGCAAUGACUCUUAUCACAUUUCAAAAGACAGGUAUGCAAAAGGCAGGUCUGACAUAGGAAGUGUGAGCUAUCAUGCUUGGAUGCACUCUUAAAAUUGUAGCACUUUUAAAGUCACUAUGAUUUAAGACCCUAAGAAAAGGGAUUGUGUGUCAAAGACCUCUGCUUUUUCUGGCCAAGUUGGUGUAAUAAAUAUAUUAACUUACAGUGAUUUUUCUCUUUCAUUCUAAGGCCUCUCAGGGAAAAGAAACCUCUCUACUCUAGAGUGAUUCCUGUUGGACAGUAAUAUUUCCUAUUUUUGUGUGUGUAUGUAUUUCAAAUCAGCCACAGGCUGCUCAGUUGCUCAUAGUAAAAGUCAAGCCUCCUCUCUCAGCUGCUAAUUUUUGUUUUCCCACAUCUUUUCACAAUCUGGGAACUGUGACAGUCAUAUGACUGCUCUCCUCUGAAUCAUACUGACUCUGCUGACAAAAUAAUAAUGGUAGCAUGUUUAUCCUUGAGUGAGUUAUUCAUUAGAGGCUAUUAACAAGGAUGAUAGGUGCAGCAAAAGGAGUAUUCAAACAGUGGUAGUUUUCUUCUCCUGUCUCUACUUCCUAGGGAGAAAUGAAGUUUUAAACAGUGGAAAGAAAUUAAAAAUCAAUGCAAGGAUUUAAAAUCUCAAAUAGUUAUAAAUUGGAGCAUUUAGUUAUUGCCAAGUCUUGUUUAUUUUGGCGUUUGGUUGUGGUUUUUUUAGUAUUUUCUGCACUCUAGGCAUGCCAUUGGGUAAGGACAAGGUGAACAUCAUUGUGUAGUAGGAGCUUCUCACCAAGAAAAUCUUCCCAGGGAAAAAGCAAAAGAGUAGGAGGUUUGAUGCUGCUGUUUAGUCAUGUUAAUUAUUGCUUUAAGGAGGUGAUACUACUUAAGUCUUUUCUGUGACCUCAGGUUUGUGGUAUGUGACAAACUCAUCCAGUGAGAUGACUUUCCCCUUGAGAAAGUCAUAACUCAUAGGUACAAGACGGCAGCUGCAUGCUUGUAAAGCACUUGGUUAGAGCAAAGGCUGCCCAGUGCCAGCUUUGGAUCAGUCCAGCUCCUGCCUCGAGUCCUGCGUUCACAGAACCCUGGUGCUUCACUGUGGUAUUUAGGUCAGAGGCACAGGUUGGUAAAGCAGUCUCAGGUUAACUAAUCCUCUUCCUUAUUGUCUAAAUGGAGAGGCGGUGACUCAUGUGCCGGGCUGUGAUCCUUACCUGCACAGGGAGGGAGAAAGGGAAGGCUUUGAAGUGAGUCCUUCAAAACAGUGUGUGCUGCCUCUGUGCCUGCCCCUUCCCUCCCUCCAGAGCCCCAGUUACAGUUUUGAACCGAACAUGUCAUGUCUUCUUUUGUAAUCCUGCCUUUGAAAUGUUCUCAAGCAUGAGGGGAAAUGCAGAAGCUGCCAAAAACUUCCAAAAUUCAUGGUUGGUGGGAGUUUGCUGUUUCUGUCGCGUUUGUACUAUGCCCUCUGCACAGACUUUGCUGAUUGUAUU